AUGAGUGCUGGGUGGGGAAGCGGAUUUUCACCCCGUGAUCACGUAAUACCCGGCCAAAAUGUAGCACUAGAAGCCGCUGAGGCCCUGAGCAACCGUAGCAACAAUGCUUUGGACACUUGGGGCUCUCACCCCUCGCGAGUGGGCGACGGUGGCGAGCAGCCCGGGUGGGUCUCCGAAAUCAAAAGAGAGCCUCGGAGGAGUUGCAUUGUCUCAACUGGAUCUCCCAGGAAAGCGGGGUCUCAGCAUGUUCAGAUUGGCUUUGGAGAAGAUCUAGGCUCCAAGAGUGGGGAAUCGAGGAGAUCAAGUAUACCCGAGUGCUUUCAGGCCACCAUGAAUCGGGCCAUGUCGCAUGUGAAGUUUGCGAGGGGGCGCUCACGUCGUUCUACAUUCCCGCGGGACUCCGUGCUUGCAUCUAUUCCAACUUUUGAUAUAAGAGAACGUAUGACGCCUGGAACAGCACGGGAGCUGAGACGUAUUUAUCAGCUGGAAGAGCCGGUGGACGAAGCUGUUUGGUCCUACCUCUCUUGGGUUGCAAGGAGUGAGGGGGUAGCCAUGUGUGUUAUUGCCCUAUGGACUAUUUGGUUCUCGGCUUUUUUUGUAGCGUUCUGCCGUGCGUAUCCCUUCUCGCAGACGCUGCUGUACAUAGACGUGGUUCUUGACUUAAUUUACUUAGUCGGCGUUGGCUUGGAAUUAAACAUUAGCGUUAUAGACAGGGAGCGCAGGACGGAAAUCCAACAUAGGGAAACCAUAAUCGACCUUCACUUACGCUCGGUUACGUUCUACUUUGAUAUUUUGUCAUGCCUCAUAUCGCCAUUCAUGUUUGGAGAGAGUCGACGUGAGAGCGCCAUUUUAUUGUUAAUGCUGGCGAAAUACGUCCGCUUGCACCGCACCAUUUGGUGGCCGCCUUGCACCGAUAGGAUUCGCCGUGUGCCUUGGUUCCAAGUAAUAUGGCUUAUUUUCAUUCUUGUCACCGUCAACCAUCUUGUUGGAUGCGUAUUUUUCAUGGUUGUUGAAGCUCAAGACCUCUGGGAGCGCCAUGUUGCGCUGCUUGACCCCCCCGUUGACGAAUAUGCAUUUAGCUACGCUUACGGCAUCAACUUUAUACACGGACAGAUAUCUAAAGCAGACAUUUUAUCGCCCGAAGAGCUCAUAUUGUAUUGCAUCGUCGCUCCCUUCGGCACCCUUAUUUCUGCCAUGGCCUUUGGGGAAAUCACGGUUUUCUACCAACGGUUAAACCUUCUUGAGGGGCAGCACUCCGACGAUAUGGCCUUCUCGACUGAAGCCAUGCGCAUAUUACGUGUCCCUGCAGAGAUGCAAAAGCGAGUGGAUCAAUACUUCCGGUAUGUCCACUCUAGCAGGGACACAUUUGCUCUAACAAAGCUCAUGAGUUCGUUAAAUGAACCUUUGUUGGAGGAAUUAAAACUGCAUCUGUACAAGGGUCUCCACUGUGACCCGGAGUUUACUAAGCAUGUCGUAAUGAGACUUGAAGACAAGAUCUACUCUCCAGGAGACUACAUCAUUCGCGCUGGGCAGGAAGGAGACUGCAUGUUCUUUAUUAUAAAAGGCUACGUAGAGGUUCUUUCCGCUGAAGGUGACGUCAUCAUGACUAAGUCUGGUGGAGAUUACUUUGGAGAGCUUGCCCUCCUAACAGUAGGCACCAAGCGAUCGGCGACAGUGAAAGCAAAAACAUUUACCGCAUUGGCGCGGCUCUCCGCUGAGCACUUUGACGAAGUACUUGUUCGAUUUCCUCACGAGUUAAGGAACGCAUUUAGAGGCUUUGAUUUGAUGGCUGGAGAAGACCUUGACUCAGCUUUUGAGCAAGCACAAAGACGUAUUCACUACCGAUACAGGCUUAUAAAAGGCCUCGAUCCACCUGACUUGCCAGAAGAGCGAAUCCAAGGGCAAGAAUGA
This is a messenger RNA of Eimeria maxima, 1911 nucleotides long. RefSeq lists its product as hypothetical. Bases 1 to 1911 code for a protein of 636 amino acids. NCBI's taxonomy places the organism in Eukaryota, Apicomplexa, Conoidasida, Eucoccidiorida, Eimeriidae. The transcript is spliced from 9 exons. The record is from RefSeq and is a predicted model, not a curated record.